AUGGUAAUAGAUGGCUUCAGCUCAAUAAAAAGACGAUGCAUCCUACCCCAACUUGCGAAACCUCCAACUUCUCCUCCUUUCGCCCUAAAAUAUGACCGCAAUGCGUUUGUAUUCAUUUUGAUGGUCCAUCGCAUGCGCCGUACUCCACCAGCGGUGGGUGUCGAUUGCUGGGCCUGCGAAGACCCUGCCGACACCAAGCAAGCUGGUGGAGAUGAUGGAUGUGAGGGCUACUGGGUGAUCGUGCAGCACCUCGCGCUUGGCUGGGUGUUCGCGUCCAGCGCCAGCUACAUACGCGCCCUGGUGACCUCCAGGCAGCGGCCCUUUGCACGUUGUUCUGUAUUCCAUCAUCCAUAUUAG
Molecule: messenger RNA, 357 nt
Organism: Parnassius apollo (apollo)
Lineage: Eukaryota; Metazoa; Arthropoda; Insecta; Lepidoptera; Papilionidae
Source: the annotation of a GenBank genome assembly